Molecule: messenger RNA, 3406 nt
Organism: Eucalyptus grandis
Lineage: Eukaryota; Viridiplantae; Streptophyta; Magnoliopsida; Myrtales; Myrtaceae
Product: inorganic pyrophosphatase TTM2
Exons: 12
Coding region: 875-2911 (678 amino acids)
Cellular component (GO): cytoplasm
Molecular function (GO): kinase activity; ATP binding
Source: RefSeq, a predicted model, not a curated record
GUCGGUUCCGUUCUUCUCGUGUCGCGGUGGUUCUCGAUUCGAUGCCCGCCGGCCGAGUCGGCGGCGGCGGCGGAUCGGACCGAGCGGUUGUGCCGGAGGUCUUGGCCUCGUUUCGGUGGAUGGCGCGUGUGUAGGAAUGUUGCCCUGCUGAAGUUUGUUUCGGCCUGAGGUGGCUCCUCCCGGCGACUGAUCGCCGGCUGGCGUCCGAGUGUUUUUUUUUUAAUUUUUUUAUGUAGGCGCUCGGGGUCCGGGAGGAGCUGAUCGUGUUUGUUUGUCGGACUGUGUUGUCCGUAGUGAGGGCGGCGGGCGGGACGGGUGUAAUUGACUAGGAUGUUCGGAUCGUCCUCCGUUCUCUUGGACCCGUUUUGUUUUAUUUAUUUAUUUUAUUUUUUGUUUUUUCUCGAUUCUCUUGGGAAAUUUGAAAUUAACGCUUGGAGGUGUGAUCGAGUCUCUGAACCUUUCCUUUUCCUUGUGUCGAUUUUCGCUUAUGUCCCCAGUGUCUCCAUCUGGCUUGCGUGCGAACUACUACUGCUAAAGGUGAAACAUGGGGCCUUUUGCGGUUGGUGCCUGCAAGAUGACUUUUUUUCUAGUACAACUCAGUGUAAUUUAACAGAAUCUGACCUAAAUUUAGAUUUUUGUGAUAGUCUGCUGAUGUUCCUUUUAAAGUUAGUGAAGUGCCUGGUGAUCAUAUCUUUGUACCGCGUGGAGUGGCUUCUGCAACCGAUUUCUUUAUGUUGUACUUUAGGAUUUGUGAUGUGCAACUGCAACGUUGGUUGAAACUUUUUGGGAAAUUCAUGUGGCCCUGACCCACCUAAGAUUUGUUCUCCCUCUCCUCAUAACUUUCAUUCCAUCGGCUUUUUCUUCGAUUGAGCAUAUGGCGUUUGAUAGGCAUUCUAAUUCGUGGAGUCAGGAUAAUUGCAAAAUGACUCAAGAUGGUUCUAGUGUUGAAUCAAACCAACGAAAGCCAGGACUAUUGAAAGAUCAGGUCAGAUUAGUGAAGAGGAAGGACAGUGGUCGCCAUGAGAUAGUUUCAAUCCAAGAUCCUUUGUCAUUUGAGAAAGGGUUCUUCAUAGUAAUUCGUGCAUGCCAAUUACUGGCUCAGAAGAAUGAAGAAAUCAUAUUGGUGGGCUUGGCUGGUCCCUCUGGUGCUGGAAAGACUGUAUUUACAGAAAAGAUUGUGAACUUUAUGCCUAGCAUAUCUGUUAUAUCAUUGGACAACUACAAUGACUCUAGUCGAAUUGUUGAUGGCAACUUUGAUGAUCCACGCAUAACAGACUAUGAGACUCUGCUCAGGAAUGUCGAGGAGUUAAAAGCAGGGAAACCAGUCCAAGUACCUAUUUAUGACUUCAAGACUAGCUCCCGCACAGGAUACAGGACUCUUGAAGUUCCAAGUUCCAGAAUUGUUAUUAUUGAGGGAAUCUAUGCACUGAAUGAAAAAUUGAGACCUUUGCUGGAUCUUCGCAUAUCAGUCACUGGUGGAGUUCAUUUUGAUCUUGUCAAACGGGUUUUAAGGGAUAUACAGCGGGCUGGUCAAGAACCAGAAGAGAUAAUCCACCAAAUAUCUGAAACGGUAUAUCCAAUGUACAAAGCCUUCAUUGAGCCUGACCUUCAAACAGCACAUAUUAAAAUAAUCAACAAGUUCAACCCAUUUACGGGAUUCCAGAAUCCCACUUACAUAUUGAAGUCAUCGAGGAAUGUAGCGGUCGAUCAAAUCAAGGCUGUAUUUUCUGAGGAACAUGUUGAAACUUCCGAGCAGACAUACGAUAUCUAUCUUCUACCCCCAGGGGAAGAUCCAGAAUCUUGCCAAUCGUAUUUGAGGAUGCGGAAUAAAGAUGGAAAGUACAGUCUUAUGUUUGAGGAAUGGGUGACUGACAACCCUUUUGUGAUAUCACCUAGAAUAACGUUUGAAGUGAGUGUCCGCCUCCUAGGUGGGUUGAUGGCCUUGGGAUACACAAUAGCAACAAUUCUCAAGAGAAGCAGCCACGUGUUCUCCGAUGAUAGGGUGACUGUGAAGAUUGAUUGGCUAGAACAAUUGAACCGUCAGUAUCUUCAGGUGCAAGGAAGAGAUCGCCUGGUUGUGCAAGGUGUUGCCGAGCAGCUUGGGUUGGAAGGCUCAUAUGUUGCCCGCACGUAUAUUGAACAAAUACAACUGGAAAAGCUUGUUAAUGAGGUCAUGGCACUGCCAGAAGACUUAAAGACUAAACUUAGCCUAGACGAGGAUCUUGUUGCAAGUCCAAAAGAAGCCCUUUCUCAAGCAUCUGCUGAUAGGGUAGCUAUGAGAAGUAAGCAUUUGAAGAGUGGUAUGUCACACUCAUAUUCAACCCAAAGGGACAAGAAUCUGUCAAAGGUUGCUGGCUUUGCUUUCAGCAAUCCGAGAUAUGAUGAUAGAAUCUCGGGUGCAUCGUUAACACUUCCUAACCAGGGUGUCAUUUCUCAGCUUUCAGAUCAAAUUUCCUCCCUGCAUGACAGAAUGGAUGAUUUUACCGCCCGUAUUGAAGAGUUGAAUUCCAAGUUAACAAUAAAGAAGAAUUCCUUGAGCCAACAAAAUAUGGCCCUUAAUCCUGAGGCUUGCAAUGGAUCAGCUCCAACUUCAUAUUUUAUUUCUGGUUUGGGAAAUGGUUCUUUGACUGGAUCCAUAAUGCCCAAUUCCUCGUCAUCCUCCCAACUUGCUAGGGAGUCUCCGUUGAUGGAAGAGAUAUCAACAGUUGCACGUGGGCAGAGACAAAUCAUGCAUCAGCUUGACAACCUCAGUAAUCUACUCCGGGAGACAUUAGGGGAGAGAUCCCGCCAUCUAACCACAAGCAGGAAAAGUGUGCUUGACCCAGACCGUGUGAAAAUUCCUCUUAUUUGCACCCUGGCUUUCGGCGGUCUAGGAAUCCUCGUGCUCAAGGGUCUUUCAAACAGAAAUUGAUCUUCAUUUUUGCUUCUCUAAUUGAUUCUUUCAGAGGGUAAAUUUCAAAUUCCUGUUCUGACGUAGAGUUCAAGUGCCAUGCAGUCUAUCCUUCUGUUCUGUCCUGGAAAGCAGUCGCCCUGGGAAAGGAGGGUGUCAUGAUCUUGAAGUUCCUUGUUGCAAAAGAGAAGGUUGGUCUAGCAAUUUUCGUGUCCUUGCGGUGGGAGAUUUUCGUUUUCCACUCUCUUCUUCUCUCUUUCUAGAGAAGUAGCGAUAGUUUACCUGCUACUUACAUUGACAUUCUGAAAGCGAUCAAUACAGCAAAUGAAAGUCCAUAAAUUCCUUAAAUUGUAUUAUGAGAUGAUAGCUGGAAUAUGCACGGAGAGUCCAUGGUGCAAUCUCAUGCCUAACUGAUUGAGCUACUAUCUUACACAAUGUGAAGGUUCCAAUUUUGCUAUCAUGAAUUGCUGUUGGAGUUCGAGGGUGAGGAUCUAAACAAUGAAAGCUUUUCAUUCA